UGGAAAUACCAAGAAAGUUUAAAGGUUUUCACUUGAAUUCAUACGUUAGAAUUUUUCAAGUGAACUUCACGCAAACAGUCAAUGUUUCUGGAGUAGAACUUAAGAUACUAGGAGUAGGUCAUAACGCAACCUUGAAACUGGGAAACGAAGAUUGUCUAUCAAUGGAGCAAAAUAACUAUUGUGUUCUUCUACACGAGGAAAACAGCAAUGAACGGCUCACUGCCAAUCAAAUGCAAUCAGUUCUUUCAGAUAUAAAAUACGCCUUUCUUACAAUUAAUGGCUUGAAGAAUGCAACCAGUGUUGGGGUUUCAAUGGGAACAGCCAUUCAGGGUCGACAUGGCAAAGUUGCAGGUCAUGUAGAAAAAUGUUUAUGUCCUACACCAUACGAAGACAUGUCAUGUCAAAAUUGUAGAGAAGGUUAUACACGUGAGGUGCCGAAUUCAAACGCAUUCGUUGACUGUGUCACGUGUUCUUGCAACAAUCGAUCACGUGAAUGCGAUGGUGAAUCAGGUGUAUGUAAAGGCUGCAGAUUGUCUCUGGGUGAUCAUUGUGAGAUUUGCGGCUUUGGUGUAGAUAUAUCAACAGGAUGUUCACAGUGUCUGCCGACAUAUUGGCAUCCAGAUAUUGCUAACGAAGAAAAAGCUUGUCGAACGUGCAGCUGUGUACUAAACAAUACAAUUUACCACAACAGCAGUAUAUGUAACGCAACAACAGGUCAAUGUUCAUGUAAGAGUUACGUCGGAGGAUUGCAAUGUGAACGAUGUGCAGAGAAUUAUUAUAACACAUCUCAUGGAUGCAGAGAAUGUCCAAUUUGCUAUGGAAUGAUGAAAAGCUUUUUGCAUAAUUUGCGAGAACUUAUAAUCAAAGUUGACAAAACAGCCGAGCAUCUGGAGAGAAGAUUUGAUGCAAUAAAAAACAACGAAUUCGCUGUAAGACUUUCAAAUGCCACUCUGACGGUGAAUGAAAUUUUCAGUAAGACAAAUAUCACAAAUGGAGUUGAGUUGACUCGUCUCAAUGUCACAUCAGCCAUGCUGAAUGACUUAACAAGUGAAGUGAGAAUAAUUCAAGAACAAGUUGAAAUGUUUAAGACUAGCAAAGAAAAACUUUCGUUGUCCAUAAACAUGACGAUAAGUUGGGUGAAAGACGGCUACAGAUCCCUUGAAAAUGCAAAUACUUCAAGAAAAAGGAUUAUCAAAAUAAAGGACAACAUAACAAGUUAUGUUUAUGAUUUACAGAAGGCAAGAGACAUGAUGAGUGAUCUUGUUGAGAUAAUAUCAGCGUUAUCGAAAAUCUCACCAAAGUGUCACAAUUAAACGACAUUUUUCUGGAACUUUCACGAGCAAAAACAUUUGACAUUAUCAACUUUAAGAACAUUACAGAGAACAUUUCCUCAUUAAAGAGUAUUUCUGAAGCCACUUUACAAUAUGGACGAAUUGUAUUGAAUACUUCAAGAAAUUUCUUCAAUAAAACAGAGAAGGCAUUGACAAAAUCUAUUGACAUGCUCGCCACAGUAAUGGAUUUACUCAAAUCAACUGAAAUGAACAGAAAUCUGAAUAAGAUGUUGAAUACGUCAAUCAAGAAAAUAGAAUUAGACGUUGAAGCCAUCAUCGAAAAUACAACAAUCUCUUUGCAAGACUCAAAAUCUACUCGCCAUGAAGCAGAAUUAUCUUUGAACAAAACUAUUUCAUUAUUGAAGCAAGCAAAUACGAUAAAAGAAAACGUAACAAGAGCAAAUCAUUCUGCAGCAACGACUCUACAAAGGGCUUUAGAAACUUUGGAAGUUUUACAGAACUUUCAAAAUAUUUCCCAGAAUGCUGUUGCGAUGGCGAGUAACUCCUUAAGGCAAAUCAACAAAGUGAAGAAAGAAAGUAACAAAUCAAUUCAUGAAAUAACGACCGUCAGUAAGUUAGUCAAGAAGGAUUAAAAUAUACACAAGACGGAAUUAAGUUCGCCGAAGAAGCUAAAACUUUAUCCUCACAAGAACAUCAGAAUUCAACGAGCAUCUACAACAACAGUAAAACACUUCAAGAAAAUCACCAAAAGUCGCUUUGCUCACGCCAUUCCAACAAUUCUCAUAUUAACAUCACUGCACGUGCACGCGUCUUGGAAACAUUACUUCGCACGUGUUUACGUCGUGAGGCACGUGAUGCAAACGUGAACGCAAAUAAAAGAUGGGUAAGAAGUGUUGGCAAGCAAGUUGUAACAAAUAAAAUAAAUGAUUACGUAAUGCGGGUAAAAGAAAAAAUGAAAAAUCAAAAUGAAGAACUUAAAAAGAUAAAUAAGAAAGUUUUAGAUGGAACACAUCAAACCCAAAUUGAUAAUCAUUCAGCCCUGUUUCAACAGCUGAGAAAAGAGUUAAACAAACUUACAGAAACAAAAGAAAGAAGAACUUUAAUGCUAAAUGAAAUGAAGCAAAGAAUAGGAAAAAUAAAAAAGAGAUUGCUGACUUGACAAGCUUACAGAGAUCUUUACAGGAUAUCAACAUAUGUAGUUGAUUAAGGAUGAAAAAGAUGAUCAAAGAUGUAAAAUCAUCAAUAAUUUAGUGGUAACAGAGACAUGUUAGUACUUACAGAAUGGUUAACUGUCAGUUUGAAACAAUGAAGAAAACAUACUAACUUUGCCAACAAAAAGAUGCAAGUUUAUAACAGAUUAAAUAAAAUUUACUCACAUUUCAUAAGGCAACAAUUCCUUCAUCCAAAUAAAUACACAAUUAACUUUGUUCAUCGCAGCAGCCAUUGCCACUCAAUAAACCAUUGUAGUCCUUCUCACAAAUAAGCUGUGCCAAAUUCUGAUCAAUUUCAUCAAGCUUUGGUAGAAUGACAGCAAUAUAACCUUCUGUCAAUGGCUGCAAACAAAAAUGAGUUAAAACUCACCAAUAUAACAACAACAUACAAUGUAAAUGGAUAAACAGCAAUGAAUAUAGUAAACCUUUUCUUUUAUAAGUCCAGGAAAUUUCUCCAAUGUCUGAUUUACUUCAACAAGUUUACCUUGGAUGCAACUAAUAAUCAUUACAGAAAUAUUAUAUACAUAAUGAAAUUGUUCAUAUGUUUUACUCAAACUAUUUUGUAUUUUUACAAAUCAAUUUGCAUACCAGUAUUGUUAACAGUUUAAAGUUACAAGCAAUUAUAAAAUAUACAAUCACUUUGAAAUAUUGCACACUUUCAAUGUCAUAUAAAUUUGAAUUUUUUCAAUUUUAAAAAGAGGACUGCAGAAAUGAAGAGGAUUUUUUUCUAGGAAAUCAUAUAUAAUGAUUCAAUGAAGACAUUCCAUUGUAAACUGCCUGUACUUAAUGCUAUUAUACAUAUAAAAAAUACGUUUCAUAUAA
Messenger RNA from Xenia sp. Carnegie-2017, 3325 nucleotides. Its product is annotated as laminin subunit gamma-1-like. The record is from RefSeq and is a predicted model, not a curated record. NCBI's taxonomy places the organism in Eukaryota, Metazoa, Cnidaria, Anthozoa, Malacalcyonacea, Xeniidae. Bases 162 to 1313 code for a protein of 383 amino acids. The transcript has 5 exons.